GAAAUACGAUAUUCCCGUUCGUUAUUCCUACGCUGUGACUCCCUAUCAUUCGGGGAUAUACCCCGUUCUGAAUGCGCUCUACUCUUCUUGGAAAGAAGUCUGGAAUAUCACGGCCACAUCGACGCAACAAUAUCCGCAUGUUUUCAUGUUGGGUCCCCAUCGCGGUUUUCGAUUCAAUGGUGUCCAAGUCCUGCCACGCCAAACUUGUGGCGUAUACAGUCACUACGUUCGAUUGAGGGAUUUUCCUGGUGGCUUGGACCGAUUGCGUCGAAUGAUAUUCGGUGGAUCCCUAUUUUUUACUGUUCUAUUUAAUCCAUUGUCUAUAUUCAUGACUCAUAUGCCAAACUUUAAGGGAGACCGAUUGGCGUUAUACAUCUUCGAUGCACUCUUCGAAUUUAUCCGUGAUUGGACCAAUCUCCGUCUGCAGACUGUGCCUCCCACAGAAUUGGCUCUACUCUACUCUCAACAAUUCGACAAAUGGGGUGCGAACGAUGCUCCGCUACACAGGGACCCUUGUGCGGAUCGACAUACUCGGGCAUUGUGGCCAGUGAAUUUACCUUGUGGUUCCGAAUUUUUGCCCCAUUUGGUUAUCGUGGGCCCUCAAAAAACGGGGACCACGGCUCUGGUGCAUUUUCUACGCCUUCAUCCGUCGUUUGCAGCCAAUCACUUUCAAAACGGGACCACAUUCGAGGAAUUGCAAUUCUUCAGUUCCGACUCCAUUUACGGUCGUGGCAUCCUGUGGUACAUGGAUCAAUUUGACCGACACGCCAACCAAUCUACCCGAAUUAUUCGUUUCGAGAAAUCGGCGACUUAUUUCACGAAUACUAAGACUCCGGCUCGUCUUCGUUCGCUAAUUCCUGGUGCGAAAGUUAUUGUCAUGCUUGCGAACCCAAUCACCCGGGCCCAUUCAUGGUAUCAGCAUAGUCUCGCGCAUAAUGAUCCGGCGCCCAAAUUAAUUUCCUUUCUCGAUCUACUUCGCUUCGGUCGGGAUUUAACCGGCGAAUUGUUAUCAAAACUGGUGACUAAAGCUCGGCUAAAUGAACUUAAGCUCGAUGUGAAAAACACCACUGCAAUGGAACAAAUGGCUUCUAAAAUCCAGAGCCUAUAUCGCCGAUGCUUGGAACCCGGCGCCUAUGCUUCACACUUGUCCCUUUGGCUAAAGUAUCUUCCACCCACACAGAUUCUUCUACUAGACGCCCAGAUCUUCAAAACGUCACCCAUCGUUUCACUGAGGAUUGUUGUAGAAUUUCUUGGGCUCCCAAACUACUUCAAUUUCUCCGAAUAUUUACAGUACGAUUCUGAGAAGGGCUUCUUCUGUCUUCGGCCUGGCCGCCGUUAUCCUCUUUGGCCUGGCAGCUAUGUCCAUUUGCGCUCGUGUCUUGGGUCCGGCAAAGGACGUCGCUAUCAACCUUUGGACCCGAUCACUGAGGUGCCAGCACUGUUGCGCACUCACUUUGAAUCCGCGAAUAUUGACUUGUACAAUCUGCUCCGUAGGCAACCUAUUUGGCGUCAGUGGCUCGCCAAAGCGGGCUCUGAGUAUCCCAGCUGGCUCCUUCAGUCAUUAAAUCUCAGCAAACCUGUGCCACCUGCUGCCUGAAUGGUUCUCUAUUCGUGCUCCUUCCUUCCUGUCGUGUGAUCUCCACUUUUCUCCGUUGGUCCAAUUACUUUCUCCCACUGUUCCACUAACAACAGCUCAGGCUAUUUUCGCUUGAGUUUUCUUCAUUUUCAUUACUGACUCUACGCCAUUGCAGCUGCGCAUUAGGUAUCUUCUCACCUCGCAUGCCGACAACCUAUUUUGCAUAUAUAUCACUUCUGAGAUG
Messenger RNA from Dicrocoelium dendriticum, 1820 nucleotides. The record is from the annotation of a GenBank genome assembly. Lineage: Eukaryota; Metazoa; Platyhelminthes; Trematoda; Plagiorchiida; Dicrocoeliidae.